CAGAGAGACACGCACUCUCCGCCGGUAGUCCACGGGAACCCACGGCGCGUGCCGCUCUGUGACGAAGACAGCCAUGGCCGAUGGAGGAGAGGGCGAGGAUGAGAUCCAGUUCCUGCGGACUGAUGAUGAGGUGGCCCUACAGUGCUCAGCCACAAUCCACAAGGAGCAACAGAAACUCUGUCUGGCAGCUGAAGGCUUCGGAAACAGACUCUGCUUCCUGGAAUCCAUCUCUAACUCAAAGAAUGUGCCUCCAGAUCUUUCCAUCUGCACGUUUGUGCUGGAGCAGUCGCUUUCAGUUCGAGCCCUUCAGGAGAUGCUGACCAACACAGAGGAGAAUGCUGAUGGGACAGGUCAGAGUGGUGGGCAUCGCACCCUCCUGUAUGGACACGCUGUUUUACUACGACACUCCUACAGUGGGAUGUACCUGUCCUGCCUGUCCACCUCUCGUUCGUCCACAGAUAAAUUGGCUUUUGAUGUGGGACUGCAGGAAGAUACCGCAGGUGAGGCAUGCUGGUGGACCAUCCACCCGGCUUCAAAGCAGCGUUCAGAGGGAGAGAAGGUUAGAGUGGGAGAUGACCUCAUCCUGGUCAGCGUGUCCUCUGAAAGAUACCUGCAUCUGUCCUAUGGCAACGGAAGUCUCCAUGUAGACGCAGCCUUCCAGCAGACGCUGUGGAGCGUAUCCCCCAUCUGUUCUGGCAGUGAAGUAGCACAAGGUUUUUUGAUAGGUGGGGAUGUCCUCCGCCUCCUUCAUGGUCAUAUGGAUGAGUGCCUAACUGUUCCAUCUGGGGAACAUGGGGAUGAGCAGAGGAGGACAGCGCACUACGAGGGAGGAGCGGUUUCCAGUCAUGCGAGGUCCCUGUGGAGACUGGAAACACUGCGUGUCAUGUGGAGUGGAAGUCACAUCCGCUGGGGUCAGCCAUUCAGACUCCGUCAUGUGACCACGGGGAAAUAUCUGAGUCUGACUGAAGAUAAGUCUCUGCUGCUGAUGGACAAAGAGAAGGCGGAUGUCAAAUCCACAGCCUUCUGCCUCAGGUCCUCCAAGGAAAAGUUGGAUCCUGGUGUCAAGAAGGAAGUUGAUGGAAUGGGAGCACCUGACAUUAAAUAUGGCGACUCUGUGUGUUAUAUCCAACACAUUGAUACCUGCCUGUGGCUUACUUACCAGAGUAUUGAUGCAAAGUGUGCACGUAUGGGUGGAGUCCAGAGGAAGGCCAUCAUGCACCAGGAGGGUCACAUGGAUGAUGGACUCACACUGUCUCGAUCACAGCACGAGGAGAGCCGCACUGCCCGGGUCAUCCGCAGUACCGUCUUCCUGUUCAACCUUUUCAUCAGGGGUCUGGACACGUUGAGGAAAAAGGGGAAAAGUCUGACUUUGAAUCUUCCAAUCGAUUCAGUCAGUCUGAGUUUGCAGGAUCUGAUUGGCUACUUCCAGCCACCUGGUGAUCACCUGGAGCAUGAAGACAAGCAGAACCGACUGCGAGCUCUGAAGAACAGACAGAACCUCUUCCAGGAAGAGGGGAUGAUCAGCCUGGUUCUGGAGUGUAUUGAUCGUCUUCAUGUGUACAGCAGUGCGGCUCAUUUUGCUGAGGUGGUUGGAAGAGAAGCUGCAGAGGCCUGGAGCUCCAUCCUCAACUCCCUGUAUCAGCUACUUGCUGCUCUCAUCAGAGGAAACAGGAAGAACUGUGCCCAGUUUUCUGGUUCGUUGGACUGGUUGAUCAGCAGACUGGAGCAGCUGGAAGCCUCCUCAGGUAUCUUAGAGGUGCUUCACUGUGUGCUGGUGGAAAGUCCUGAAGCAUUAAACAUAAUCAAAGAGGGACACAUCAAGUCCAUCAUCUCUCUCCUUGACAAACAUGGACGGAACCACAAGGUUCUGGAUGUGUUGUGUUCGCUCUGUGUGUGUCAUGGCGUGGCCGUGCGCUCCAACCAGCACCUGAUCUGUGACAAUCUGCUACCAGGAAGAGAUCUGCUCCUGCAGACUCGCCUCAUAAACCAUGUCAGCAGCAUGCGCCCCAACAUCUUCCUGGGUGUCAGCGAUGGCUCGGCCCAGUACAGGAAGUGGUACUAUGAACUUAUUGUAGACCAGGUUUUACCAUUUGUCACAGCAGAGCCCACCCACCUCAGGGUGGGCUGGGCCAACACCAGUGGCUAUGCACCCUAUCCCAGUGGAGGAGAAGGCUGGGGAGGCAAUGGUGUAGGGGAUGACCUCUACUCCUAUGGCUUUGAUGGGCUUCAUCUUUGGUCAGGCUGCAUUGCACGGACUGUUAGCUCUCCCAAUCAGCAUCUGCUGCGAUCAGAGGAUGUGGUGAGCUGCUGCCUGGAUCUCAGCGUUCCCAGUAUCUCCUUCAGGAUCAAUGGCCAGCCGGUUCAGGGCAUGUUUGAGAACUUCAACUCUGACGGACUUUUUUUCCCUGUGGCCAGCUUCUCUGCAGGAGUCAAGGUACGCUUCCUCCUCGGUGGUCGCCAUGGGGAGUUUAAAUUCCUCCCUCCUACCGGCUAUGCUCCUUGCUAUGAGGCAGUGUUGCCCAGGGAGAAGCUGAAGCUGGAGGCUAGUCAGGACGAGACGGCAGCCAGAGACCUGCUGGGCCCUACUGCCACCUUGAGCCAGGCAGCGUUCACCCCCACACCUGUGGACACCAGCCAGAUUGUUCUGCCACCACACUUAGAGAGAAUCAGGGAGAAACUGGCAGAAAACAUCCACGAACUUUGGGUGAUGAACAAGAUCGAACUGGGCUGGACAUACGGAGCCGUGCGUGAUGACAACAAGCGGCAACAUCCCUGCUUGGUGGAGUUUUCCAAGCUUCCUGAACAGGAAAGAAGCUACAACUUACAGAUGUCUCUGGAGACACUCAAGACUCUGCUUGCCUUGGGUUGCCAUGUUGGACUCGCAGAUGAACACGCUGUGGAGAAAGUGAAGAGCAUGAGACUAUCCCCAACAUAUCAGCUAUCCAGUGGCUACAAGCCUGCUCCUCUGGAUCUGAGUCACAUCAAACUCACCCCCACCCAGGAGGCCAUGGUGGACAAACUGGCUGAGAAUGCACACAAUGUCUGGGCCAGGGACCGCAUCCGGCAGGGCUGGACGUACGGCAUCCAGCAGGAUGUGAAGAGCCGUAGGAAUCCUCGUCUCGUCCCCUACACCCUACUGGAUGAAAGAACCAAGAAGUCCAACAAAGACAGUCUGAGAGAGGCUGUCAGAACCCUGCUGGGAUAUGGAUACAACCUGGAAGCUCCUGAUCAGGACCAUGCAGCUCAAUCUGAUCUUAGCAAUAUGUCCGCUGAGCGGUUCCGCAUCUUCAGAGCAGAGAAAACCUACAGUGUUAAAGCUGGAAAGUGGUACUUUGAGCUGGAGGUGUUAACUGCUGGGGAGAUGAGGGUGGGCUGGGCCAGACCAGGAUGCCUGCCAGACCAGGAGCUGGGAUCUGAUGACCAGGCCUUCGUCUUUGAUGGCUUCAAGGUGCAGCGCUGGCAUCAGGGCAACGAGCACUUUGGGCGCGCGUGGCAGACGGGGGAUGUGGUGGGGUGCAUGGUAGAUCUAAAUGAGCAUACCAUGAUGUUCACGCUGAAUGGAGAAGUUCUACUGGAUGAUUCUGGAUCUGAGCUCGCCUUCAAAGACUUUGAAACAGGAGAAGGUUUUAUUCCAGUGUGCAGUCUGGGUGUGUGUCAGGUGGGGAGGAUGAAUUUCGGUAAAGAUGUCAGCACUCUGAGGUACUUCACCAUCUGCGGCCUGCAGGAAGGCUACGAGCCAUUUGCUGUGAACAUGAACCGGAGCGUCACCAUGUGGCUCAGCAAGAGACUACCUCAGUUCGUACCUGUACCCUCCAACCACAAACACAUUGAGGUGACCAGGAUAGAUGGAACAAUAGAGUCAUGUCCAUGCCUAAAGGUCACCCAGAGAUCCUUCGGCUCACAGAACAGUUAUACUGACAUCAUCUUCUACAGACUGAGCAUGCCCAUAGAGUGUGCCGAGUCCAGAUCUAACGGCAGUCUCUUCUCACCAAAGAGGGAACUGGAGGACUUUGAAACUGUGUCGGACUUUGAAGUCCUGAUUAAGUCAUCUCAAAGUCACAAUGGUCCAAAUGGACCUGAGAGAGAUGAAUUCAAUAACCACAAAGACUGUAACCAGGAAAAGCCGUCCAAGCUAAAGCAGCGGUUCACUUUGAAGAAAAACAAGCCAGACAACAGCUGUUCUUCAUCUGCUCGUCUGUCAGAGGAGGUGGUGUCUGAGGACAGAGAUGGCUUUGAAUUCCUCACACAAGCAAACAAUUACUACUACUCGGUGAGGAUCUUUCCUGGUCAGGAGCCCAGCAGUGUGUGGGUAGGUUGGGUAACAUCUGACUUUCACCAGUUUGACCCGGGUUUCGAGCUGAACAAGGUCCGGAAUGUGACUGUUACACUGGGAGAUGAAAAAGGAAAAGUUCAUGAAAGCAUAAAGCGCAGUAACUGUUACAUGGUUUGGGCUGGAGAGAGCAGCAGUCCUGGUCAGGGCAGGAACAACAAUGGCUUAGAGAUCGGAUGUGUGGUUAACAGCGUCAGCGGUCUGCUGACCUUCAUGGCCAACGGCAAAGAGCUCAGCACAUACUACCAGGUGGAACCAAGCACCAAACUUUUCCCUGCAGUCUUUGCCAAGGCCACCAGUCCCAAUGUCUUCCAGUUUGAGCUUGGACGUGUUAAGAAUGUGAUGCCUCUUUCAGCUGGUCUGUUUAAGAGUGAGAGGAAAAACAUUCUCCCUCAGUGUCCUCCUUGGCUUCAUGUCCAGUUUCUAACUCCUGUCUUAUGGAGUCGUGUUCCCGAUCAUUUCCUCAAGGUUUCAGCAUCCAGAGUGAAUGACAGACAUGGCUGGCUGGUCCAGUGUAAUGAACCUCUUCAAUUCAUGUCUCUCCACAUACCUGAAGAAAACAGGUCAGUCGAUAUCUUGGAGCUUUCAGAGCAGAAGGACCUGUUAAAGUUUCACUACCACACCCUCAGAUUGUAUUCUGCUAUCUGUGCUCUGGGAAACAACCGGGUGGCUCAUGCUCUCUGUUCCCAUGUUGAUGAGGCGCAGCUCCUGCAGGCCAUAGAAAAUAAAUACAUGCCAGGUCUGCUUCGUGCCGGCUACUACGACCUCCUCAUCGACAUCCAUCUGAACAGCUAUGCCACUGCUCGGCUGAUGAUGAAUAAUGAGUACAUCGUGCCCAUGACAGAUGAAACUAAAAGCAUCACCUUGUUUCCAGAUGAGAAGAAGAAACACGGCCUGCCGGGCAUUGGACUGAGCACCUCCCUGAGGCCCAGGAUGCACUUUUCAUCUCCCAGUUUUGUGAGAGUAACUGGAUCGCUGUGUCGCAACAACGGCAACAAUGGAUCAGGAAACUGCUUCCAGUACAGUCCAGAAUUCCCUCUGGACACACUAAAAGUUAAAACCAUUGAGAUGCUGACAGAGGCAGUGCAGGAGGGCAGCAUGCACGUACGAGAUCCAAUUGGAGGCAGCACAGAGUUUCUCUUUGUCCCCCUCAUCAAGCUCUUCUAUACCAUGCUCAUCAUGGGAGUUUUCCAAAACGGAGAUCUGAAAAACAUCCUCAGACUGAUUGAACCUUCUGUUUUCUCUGAAGAAAAAGAUGGACUAGAGGAGAGUCACAUGGUGGUGAAGAAAGUGGAAACAGGAGGCGGAGAGGAUGAUGAGAGGAACCUUCCCAAAGAAGGAUUGUUACAGAUGAAGCUAGCCGAACCUGUGAAGCUGCAGAUGUGCCAUGUGCUGCAGUACCUGUGUGACUGCCAGGUGCGCCACCGUAUCGAGGCGGUGGUGGCCUUUUCUGAUGACUUUGUGGCUUGUCUUCAAGACAAUCAACGGUUCCGCUACAAUGAGGUGAUGCUGGCGCUCAACAUGUCUGCAGCCCUCACUGCCAAGAAGACCAAAGAGUUCAGAUCUCCUCCACAGGAACAGAUCAAUAUGCUGCUGAACUUUAAGGAUGAGAAACAGGAGUGUCCCUGUCCGGAAUAUAUCCGGGAGCAGCUGCUUGAUUUCCACGAAGAUCUGAUGAGACACUGUGAGUUGGAUGAGGAGAGAGGGAUAGAUGGAGACAGUGACUUCACCAUCCGAGGGCGGCUCAUGUCUCUGGUGGAGAAAGUGUCUUCUCUGAAGAAAAAGAUGGGCAACAUGCCAAAGGAGAAGAAGAACAGAAAACCCAGUACGUUGCAGCAGCUCAUUUCAGACACAAUGGUCCGCUGGGCUCAGGAGUCGGUUAUAGAGGAUCCAGAGCUGGUUAGAGCCAUGUUUGUCCUGCUACACCGUCAGUUUGACGGCAUUGGAGGACAGGUGCAGGCCCUUCCUAAGACCUACACCAUAAACUCCAUAUCCAUCGAGGACACCAUCAACCUGCUGGCUGCUCUGGGUCAGAUCAGGUCUCUGCUGAGUGUCCGUAUGGGAAGAGAAGAGGAGAAACUGAUGAUCUGCGGCCUCGGGGACAUCAUGAACAACAAGGUCUUCUACCAACAUCCCAACCUCAUGAGAGCUUUGGGGAUGCAUGAGACUGUGAUGGAGGUCAUGGUCAACGUUCUCAGUGGAGGAGAUUCCAAGGAAAUCACCUUUCCUAAAAUGGUAGCCAACUGUUGCAGAUUCCUGUGCUACUUCUGUCGGAUCAGCCGGCAGAACCAGAAGGCCAUGUUUGACCAUCUAAGCUACCUGCUGGAGAACAGCAGCGUCGGCCUCGCGUCUCCAUCAAUGCGAGGAUCCACUCCUCUGGAUGUGGCCGCAGCAUCAGUCAUGGAUAACAAUGAGUUGGCUCUUGCUUUAAGAGAGCCAGAUCUGGAGAAGGUGGUCCAGUACCUGGCUGGUUGUGGGCUGCAGAGCUGUGUGAUGCUCGUACAUAAAGGCUACCCUGACAUAGGCUGGAACCCAGUGGAGGGGGAGCGCUAUCUAGACUUCCUGCGUUUUGCUGUCUUCUGCAAUGGUGAAAGUGUGGAGGAGAACGCUAACGUUGUAGUGAGGCUUCUUAUUCGCCGACCUGAAUGUUUUGGCCCCGCCCUUCGAGGGGAAGGUGGGAAUGGGUUGCUUGCUGCAAUGGAGGAAGCCAUUAAGAUCUCCCAGGACCCUUCCAGAGAUGGUCCAUCUCCUACAUCUGAGAGCAGCAAAACACUCAGCGACAUGCUGGAGGAAGAGGAAGAUGAUACCAUCCACAUGGGAAAUGCCAUCAUGACCUUUUAUUCUGCCCUGAUUGACCUGCUGGGUCGAUGUGCUCCAGAGAUGCAUCUGAUCCAUGCUGGUAAAGGUGAAGCGAUCCGUAUCAGAGCCAUCCUGAGGUCUCUUAUUCCUAUUGAAGACCUGGUAGGAGUCAUCAGCAUCCCGUUCUCCAUGCCCAACCUGGCUAAAGACGGGUUGGUUGUGGAGCCAGACAUGUCUGCAGGUUUUUGUCCUGACCAUAAAGCAGCCAUGGUCUUGUUUCUCGAUCGUGUCUAUGGUAUAGAAGACCAGAAUUUUCUUCUUCACCUCCUUGAAGUUGGAUUCCUACCAGACCUAAGAGCUGCUGCCUCUCUGGACACUGUGGCCCUCAGCGCCACAGACAUGGCCCUGGCCCUCAACAGGUACCUGUGUACAGCAGUGCUGCCUCUCCUGACUAAAUGUGCUGCUCUGUUUGCUGGGACUGAGCCGUUUGCCUCUUUAAUCGACUCCCUCCUUCACACGGUUUACCGCCUGUCCAAAGGCUGCUGCCUCACCAAAGCUCAGCGGGAUGCCAUCGAAGAGUGUCUGGUUGCUAUUUGUGGUAAGUUGAGGCCCUCGAUGAUGCAGCACCUGUUAAGGAGGCUGGUGUUUGAUGUACCUCUGCUUAACGAACACACCAAGAUGCCUCUGAAGCUGCUGACCAAUCACUAUGACCGUUGCUGGAAGUAUUACUGCCUUGCUGGAGGUUGGGGAAGUUUUGGAGCAGCUUCUGAUGAGGAGCUUCACCUCUCCAGGAAAUUGUUCUGGGGAAUAUUUGAUGCUCUGUCCUGCAAGCAGUAUGACCAGGAGCUGUUUAAGCUGGCCCUGCCAUGUCUCAGUGCUGUGGCUGGUGCCCUGCCGCCAGACUACAUGGAGUCCAACUAUAUGGCCAUGAUGGAGAAGCAGUCAUCCAUGGACUUGGAAGGAAACUUCACUCCACAGCCUGCAGACACCACCAAUGUGACCAUCCCAGAGAAGUUGGACUACUUCAUUACCAGAUAUGCAGACCACAACCAUGAGAGGUGGUGUAUCAAAAAGUUUUCCAAUGGCUGGUCGUACGGAGAACAGAUGUGUGAAAGCAGUAAGAGCCAUCCUCUACUGAAACCAUACAAAGGCCUUUCUGAGAAGGAUAAGGAGGGAUACUGCUGGCCAGUCAGAGAGUCUGUGAAGACCAUGUUGUUGUGGGGCUGGAGAAUUGACAGGAACAGUGAAGGAGAUCAUGCUACCCUGCACAAUAAAUCCAGACGAUUCUCACAGGCCAGCCAGCUGUCGUUUGAAGGAGCUCCUGCCUUCAGUCCGAGACCCAUUGAUAUGAGCAACGUUACCCUGUCCAGAGACAUGCAGUCAAUGGCAGAGCUGCUGGCAGAGGAUUAUCAUAAUAUCUGGGCCAGGAAGAAGAAGAUGGAGCUGGAAGCUCAAGGUGGAGGAAGUCAUCCUCUGCUGGUUCCUUAUGAUACACUGACUGCCAAAGAAAAAUCCAAAGACAGGGAAAAAGCACAAGACAUCCUGAAGUUUCUCCAAAUCAAUGGCUACACUGUGUCCAGAGGAGUAAAGUCUCAGGAAAUGGACACUCCAGCCAUCGAGAAGCGCUUUGCUUACACUUUCCUCCAGAAGCUCAUUACAUAUGUGGACCAGGCUCACCAACAUAUGAUGGAGUUUGAUGUGGGAACGAGGUCAAAGGAAGAGAGGAUUCCUCAUGAACCAAAGAUUAAAUUCUUUGGAAAGGUCGUCUUGCCAUUGGUUGAUCAGUACUUUAAAAACCACCGGCUGUACUUCCUGUCCACAGCCAUACAUCCAAUCAGCAGUGGCGGCCAUGCGUCUAACAAAGAGAAGGAGAUGGUGACCAGUCUUUUCUGCAAACUGGGAGUUCUUGUCAGACACAGGAUAUCUCUGUUUGGUAACAAUGCAACGUCAAUAGUCAACUGUCUGCAGAUACUGGGACAAAGUCUGGAUGCCAGGACGGUGAUAAAGACUGGUCUGGAUCUGGUGAAAGCAGCUUUGAAGUCAUACUUUGACAGCAUGGCCGAGGAUCUGGAGAAGACUCAGGAGAACCUGAAACUUGGCCAGUUCACCCACAGCAGAGAGCAGCCGCGAGGCGUCACUCAGAUUAUCAACUACACCACCUUCGCCCUGCUGCCCGUGCUCUCCUCCCUGUUUGAACACAUCGGACAGAACAUGUUUGGAGAAGAUCUCAUAUUGGAUGACAUCCAGGUCUCCUGCUACAGAAUCCUCAACAGCCUCUAUUUUCUUGGAACCAACAAAAGCAUCUACGUUGAGAGACAGCGGCCAGCUUUAGGAAAGUGCUUAGCGGCUUUCUCAUCAGCGUUCCCUGUAGCUUUCCUCGAGCCUCACAUGAACAAGUUUAACAGCAUCUCCAUCUACAACAGCAGAGGAAGCAAAGACAGAGCAGCUUUAGGUCUUACAGGGCCGGUUGGGGAGGUUUGUCCUCUGGUCCCAAACUUACAGAAGUCUCUGGAGGAGAUCAUGGAGCUGGCAGAGUCUGGCAUGAGAUACACUCAGAUGCCUCACAUCAUGGAGGUGGUGCUGCCCAUGUUGUGCAGUUACAUGUCUCACUGGUGGGAACAUGGACCAGAGAGCAACCCAGACCAAGCAGACAGCUGCUGCACAUCUGUUACCUCUGAGCACAUCAACACUCUGCUGGGGAACAUCCUGAAGAUUAUCUACAACAACCUGGGUAUUGAUGAGGGGGCCUGGAUGAAGAGACUGGCUGUCUUCUCUCAGCCAAUCAUCAGCAAAGCCAAAGCCGACCUGUUAAAGACACACUUCCUACCGUUGAUGGAGAAACUUAAAAAAAAAUCGGCCAUUGUGCUGAUGGAUGAAGAACACAGUAAGGCUGAGGGGAGAGGGGAGAUGUCCGAAACAGAGCUUCUCAUCAUGGACCAGUUCACUAUACUGGUCAGAGACCUGUAUGCCUUCUACCCUCUCCUUAUUCGAUUUGUGGACUACAACAGGGCCAGAUGGCUGAAAGAGUCCAACCCAGAGGCAGAGGAGCUGUUCAGGAUGGUGGCAGAAAUCUUCAUCUUCUGGGCCAAAUCUCAUAACUUCAAGAGAGAAGAGCAGAACUUUGUGGUCCAGAAUGAAAUCAACAACAUGUCUUUCCUCAUCUCUGACACCAAGUGUAAAAUGUCAAAGGGAAUCGUUUCAGACCAGGAGAGGAAGAAGAUGAAGAGGAAGGGUGAUCGAUACUCCAUGCAGACCAGUUUGAUCGUGGCCACUCUGAAGCGUCUGCUACCUGUAGGACUCAACAUCUGCGCUCCAGGAGAACAGGAGCUGGUUGCUCUGGCCAAGAGCCGCUUCAGCCAGAAGGACACAGAGGAUGAAGUACGAGACAUCAUCAGGAACAAUCUGCAUCUUCAGGGUAAGCUGGAGGAUCCAGCAAUUCGCUGGCAGAUGGCUCUGUACAGAGACCUUCCUAACCACCACGAAGAUACCUCUGACCCAGAAAAGACUGUCGAGAGAGUCCUGAUCAUUGCACAUGUCCUUUUCCACCUGGACCAGGUGGAGCAUCCUCAGCGCAGUAAAAAGGCUGUGUGGCACAAACUGUUGUCCAAACAGAGGAAGAGAGCUGUCGUUGCUUGUUUCAGGAUGGCUCCUCUCUAUAACCUACCAAGGCACAGGGCUGUAAACCUGUUCCUGCAGGGCUACGAGAAGUCCUGGAUCGAGGCAGAGGAGCACUACUUUGAAGAUAAACUCAUAGAAGACCUGGCUAAACCUGGUGAACAUGAGCUGUCUGAGGAAGAGGAGGGUGUGAAGGACAUCGAUCCACUGCACCAGCUGAUUCAGCUCUUCAGCAGAACCGCCCUGACUGAAAAAUGCAAACUGGAUGAGGACAAUCUCUACAUGGCCUACGCCGACAUCAUGGCCAAGAGUUGCCAUGAUGAGGAAGAUGAAGAAGGAGAAGUGAAGAGUUUUGAGGAGAAGGAGAUGGAGAAGCAGAAGCUGCUGUAUCAGCAGGCUCGACUUCAUGACCGCGGAGCUGCUGAGAUGGUACUUCAGACCAUUAGUGCCAGUAAAGGUGAGAUGGGUCUCAUGGUUGCAUCUACGCUGAAGCUGGGCAUAGCUAUUCUUAACGGAGGAAACUCAACGGUACAGCAGAAAAUGUUGGACUAUCUGAAAGACAAGAAGGAUGUGGGCUUUUUCCAAAGUCUGGCUGGUCUGAUGCAGUCAUGCAGUGUUCUGGACUUAAAUGCAUUUGAGAGGCAGAAUAAAGCCGAGGGGCUUGGAAUGGUGACGGAGGAGGGGUCAGUCAUCACUCAUGAGCGUGGUGAGAAGGUCAUGCAGGACGUUGAGUUCACUUGUGACCUUUUCCGCUUCCUGCAGCUGCUCUGUGAAGGACACAAUUCAGACUUCCAGAACUACCUGAGGACACAGACGGGGAACAAUACAACUGUCAACAUCAUCAUCUCCACCGUUGACUAUCUGCUCAGAGUUCAGGAGUCCAUCAGUGAUUUCUACUGGUAUUAUUCUGGGAAAGAUGUUAUUGAUGAGCAGGGCCAGAGGAAUUUCUCCAAGGCUAUAAAUGUUGCCAAGCAGGUUUUCAACACCCUCACAGAGUACAUCCAGGGACCCUGCACUGGAAACCAGCAGAGUUUAGCUCACAGUCGGCUCUGGGAUGCUGUGGUUGGGUUUCUGCACGUCUUUGCUCACAUGCAGAUGAAGCUGUCUCAGGACUCCAGCCAGAUCGAGUUACUCAAAGAACUGAUGGAUCUGCAGAAAGACAUGGUGGUCAUGCUGCUGUCCAUGCUGGAAGGGAACGUGGUGAAUGGGACCAUUGGGAAGCAGAUGGUGGACAUGUUGGUAGAAUCUUCCAACAAUGUGGAGAUGAUCCUCAAGUUCUUUGACAUGUUCCUCAAACUAAAAGACCUGACCUCAUCAGAUGCAUUCAAGGAGUACGAUCCAGAUGGAAAAGGCGUCAUCUCUAAGAGGGAUUUCCAUAAGGCCAUGGAGAGCCACAAACACUACACCCAGUCCGAAACGGAGUUCCUGCUCUCUUGUGCUGAGACUGAUGAGAAUGAACUCCUGGACUAUGAAGAAUUUGUGGAGCGUUUUCAUGAGCCAGCCAAGGACAUUGGCUUCAAUGUGGCCGUGUUACUGACCAACCUGUCCGAGCACAUGCCUCACGACACCCGGCUGCAGACCUUCCUGGAGCUGGCAGACAGCGUCCUCAAUUACUUCCAACCGUACCUGGGCCGGAUUGAGAUCAUGGGCAGCGCUAAGCGAAUCGAGAGGGCCUACUUUGAGAUUAGUGAAUCCAGUCGGACACAGUGGGAGAAGCCUCAGGUCAAAGAAUCCAAACGUCAGUUCAUCUUUGACGUGGUGAAUGAAGGUGGGGAGAAGGAGAAGAUGGAGCUCUUUGUGAAUUUCUGUGAGGACACCAUAUUUGAAAUGCAGCUGGCAGCUCAGAUGUCCGAUGCUGGCGAGCGUUCGUCGGCAAAAGAAGAGAGUGAACUCGAGAAACCAGAUGAGGAGAACCCUGAUAUGGGCUUCUUUUCCCUCACCACUGUCCGCAUGGCCCUGCUGGCUCUUCGUUACAACAUCAUGCUGCUGAUAAAGGUGCUGUCCAUGAAGAGCCUGAAGAAGCAGAUGAAGAGGAUUAAGAGCAUGACGGUGAAGGAUAUGCUGACCACCCUGGUGUCCUUUUACUGGUCGGUGUUGCUAGGCCUCCUACACAUAGUCUUCAGUGUGGCUCGAGGAUUUUGCAGAAUCUUCUACAACACCUUCAUGGGAGGAAAUCUGGUGGAGGGGGCCAAGGCCAUCAAGAUGUCGGACCUGUUGGCCAACAUGCCAGAUCCCACCCAGGAUGAGGUGCGGGGUGAAGGGGAGGACCGGGAGAAGAGGCUGUCUGAGCGCAGCUCUGCAAAGGAGGACCUGGCUGACCUGGCAGUCAAUAUAAGUGAGACCGAGCUCCUGUCAGACAUAUUUGGUUUAGACUUGAGAAGAGAGGGGGGGCAGUACAAGAUCACCCCUCAUAAUCCCAAUGCCAGCCUUACUGAGCUCCUCAACUCCCCAGUUCCCUGUCCAACCCCAUCUUCUGCACCUCAGCCUGAACUCAGACAAAGACAUAAGUCAAAUAGUUCUGCCAUGGAGGAGAAGGAAGCAGGUCCAGAAACUGAAUCUGAACCUGAGAAAACAUCAGGGACUGGUGAUGCAGUGAGACAGGAAAAACCGCAGAAGAACGAAAAGAUGAAAUCAAAAGUGAGAAGACCCCUCAACUCGAGGUCUGAAGAAUCCGACCUGCAGGAGUCGGUCUUCCAGAAGAAGAUAAUCGCCUAUCAGAGGAAAUUACUGAACUACUUUGCCAGAAACUUCUACAACAUGAGGAUGCUGGCACUCUUUGUUGCCUUUGCAAUCAACUUCAUUCUCCUGUUUUAUAAGGUUUCUACAUCUGCAUCCCUGGUUGAGGAAAGGGAAGCAGAAUACACCAGGAGACAACCCGAAACCAGUGUCCAGUGGGAUCCACUGAUCAAAGAAACGAUGAAAGAAAAGGAAGGACUGAUGGAUGAGUCGGGGGAGACCCUGAAGCCAGUCAUAGUCCGGUUUGUCCUGGAAGAAAGCAGCGGAUACAUGGAGCCCAUGCUACGGAUCCUUGCAGUCCUGCACACGGUCAUCUCUUUCUUCUGCAUCAUUGGAUAUUACUGUCUGAAGGUACCACUGGUGAUCUUUAAGCGGGAAAAGGAAGUGGCCAGGAAGUUGGAAUUUGGAGGCAUUUACAUCACAGAGCAACCAUCUGAGGAUGAUAUCAAAGGACAGUGGGACAGAUUAGUAAUCAACACACAAUCGUUCCCCAACAAUUACUGGGAUAAGUUUGUGAAGAGAAAGGUAAUGGAUAAAUACGGGGAGUUUUACGGCCAUGACCGCAUUAGUGAGCUGCUGGGACUGGACAAGGCAGCGCUGGACUUCAGCAACGCAAACAAGAAAAGAAAAGCCAGACGAGACGGCUCAUUGGCAGCUGUGCUGAAUUCCAUUGAUGUGAAGUACCAGAUCUGGAAGCUCGGGGUUGUUUUCACUGACAAUUCCUUCCUGUAUCUGGCCUGGUACAUGACCAUGUCCAUCCUGGGUCACUAUAACAACUUCUUCUUUGCUGCCCAUCUGCUGGACAUCGCCAUGGGUUUUAAGACCUUGCGCACCAUCCUCUCUUCCGUCACACACAACGGUAAACAGCUGGUGUUGACUGUUGGCCUGUUAGCUGUGGUCGUGUACCUCUACACCGUUGUCGCCUUCAAUUUCUUCAGGAAGUUCUACAACAAGAGCGAAGACGGCGAACUUCCAGACAUGAAGUGUGACGACAUGUUGACAUGCUACAUGUUCCACAUGUAUGUGGGCGUGCGGGCAGGUGGAGGGAUCGGAGACCAGAUCGAAGACCCAGCGGGUGAUGAGUACGAGAUCUACCGCAUCAUCUUUGACAUCACAUUCUUCUUCUUUGUCAUUGUCAUCCUGCUGGCCAUUAUUCAGGGGCUGAUCAUUGAUGCUUUUGGGGAGCUGAGAGACCAACAGGAACAAGUGAAAGAAGACAUGGAGACCAAAUGUUUUAUCUGUGGAAUCGGUAAUGACUACUUUGACACGGUACCACACGGCUUUGAAACGCACACUCUGCAGGAGCACAACUUGGCCAACUACCUAUUCUUUUUGAUGUAUCUCAUUAACAAAGAUGAAACGGAGCACACUGGCCAGGAGUCUUAUGUUUGGAAGAUGUACCAGGAGCGUUGCUGGGAGUUUUUCCCUGCUGGUGACUGUUUCCGGAAACAAUAUGAGGAUCAGCUUAACUGAGCUGUUCUGAAGACACUUCCCUUUAAGACUGUAACCUCCCCAUUAACCUCUGCUGCUGUCUGCCCUCUACUUGGUCCUCAAACCUUUCUUACAGAUGUCUGAGGAGCAGCCACGAUCUCAAACUCCGGCAGGAGGAUCCACAUGUCCAUCCUAGUCCUCAGGCAUCAAUCAGAGCAUCCUCAUCCAGACUGAGGACUCUCCAGCUCCGCCUCAACCUCCAGCACACUUUGUAUGGAAUGCUUCUAAGACUUUGUACAUAGUAAAUGUCUGAUUAUAUGCUGUACCAUAUGUAACCUGUGGCAUGUUAACUUUGACUCAGACCUCCUGGUUUCACUUUAGUCUACAUACACAGUGACAUGCAAACACUACAAAGGAAGCAGAGGAGCGUAAAAACAUGCAAGGGAAGACACAAAGAUUCCUCCUGAAAGGUUUUCACGGUGGAUACACAAAGAGGAUCACGUAGAACAAAGUUCAGGACUUUGUUGUCCUCCUCCUGCACCGACAGAGGUGCAGGAGGAGGAGAUGAAGAGUAUGCUUCAGCUUUCAGUCACCAAGUCCGAGAAGAUCAGCGAUUAAAAAGAUCAAUCACAGCAGCUCCAAAAGAAAUCGGAUCUGAGGAGCAGAAGAGGAUGAAGUGGGAUGACUCCUGCAUGACCUGUUGUCAAAAACAGCAGAUUAUUCUAGAAAUAAGAAGCUGCUGUACUGGAUCAGACCAGAGUUUACAGACGUUAACAUGGUUUCCACUCUCUGUUCUUGUGAAGGGCUCUUUAACUAUCAGUUCUCAUUGUUAGCAACAUGAUCACCAGGUGAGGUUUGCUCCUGCAGAGCUGAGCGUCCUGGAACCAGAAGCCUAGUACCUACCUACACAACACAGACAUGUCCCCUAAAACCAUAAAUGUUCAACAUUCAAGUUCAUUAGAUGGAUGUGAAGCUGAUCCUGGGCACAUCCAGCCCUUAGCAUCAGUGGCCUGGCAACCAUCCAGAUCAGGGUUCAUAGCACAUUAACAUUUGUUAAUGAAAUAAUGGUUCUGAAAGGCAAUACAAAGGUAUUCAGUAGUGGUGGCUGCAGGCUACUUAGUGAGCCAAAAACUUCUUAAUGAGUCCAACUGGAGCAAUGAGUAGGGGUGUAGGAGCGGCUGUGGGAGGAUACAGUGCCUUACUAAACCAAGGGUGAGCUAUGGAAGCUGCAAGAGGACAUCUUCAGAUGUCCGGUUAAGAAUGUUACUGGGAAUGCAGCAUGUUUGGGUCCAGACAAGAGCAGAAAUACCAGGCUUUAGAUAAACCACCCAGCAUCCUCCGACUGCAGUCCAAACAACGUAAACCUGGACCAGCUGGUGGCAUCACGGUCACUGUGUUCAGGUCCAUCUCUGUUAGCGCUUCAGUCCAGGAUGAUUUAAAUGUACCUCACCUGCUACAGCCUAGCUCUGCUCCUCCAGGCUGGGACAUGAUAAAUAUUUAUCAUGAUAAAUCUUUAGUAUUUUAAACUCUCUCAUAUAAAAGUCCCUCCUGUCCGAUCUUUAGCUAGGUCAGGGGUUCACUGACCUCUGAAUGUAAAAAGCUCAUGUCCACGGCAGUCUUAGCAGAGACUAUUUCAUAUUUGUUUCUUUAGCCCAAAACAAGAUGCUCUGAGCUUUUAAUAACAAGGUUUCUGCACCUUGUUAUGUUGCCACAAAACCUGCAGCAGGAGUUGAGUUUCGGGAGGUGAUCCACUUCUUUAAGUCUGCCCUGCUCAGACGUCCACGUCGUCGUCAGCUCCAGUUUGGUGUUUCUCAGCUAAUUUCUAACAUCUGGAAAUGUAUUUCCAUGUUACAUUUGUUGUUGUUUGCUAAUUUGUCAAUACAGAUUAAUGGUAUGGGUACGCCAGCAUCGUUGUCAGUGAUUUUCCUCAGUGCUGGUGAGGGAGGGCUGAAGGGUUGCAGAGCCUGAGCUGGAUGGACCAGUCAGCUGUUCUAGCUCAUAUUUAGCCAUGAGUGUGAGGAAGAAUUUUAAUGCCAUUUAAAGUAUAUGUGAUACAUCAACACAUGGAAAGCCGGGUUUCUGCUAGCUUUGCUUUGGUACACGUGUUUAAAGUCUGCAAGAGUAAACAUUAAGAGAUGAAGAGCAGUCAGGCUUUGCAUGCUCAGUUCUUAUAUUCUGUUAGACUAAUGGAAACCAGCAGCAGUUAACAGGGUGGACUGGGACGUCCUCAAUGAUUGGAAGUGUUUGACGUCCCAGACCAGGUGAAUAUUGACUCGAUAUGUGGAGGAUCCCAUUGCGUGUUUUUGUGUGUUUGUUUUCCAGGUGAUGAUCUUAUGCAAUAACACAAAGUUCUCUUUUUGUAUAGACACAGAUGAGGGAAGAAUCCCUCAAAGAAAAAAAGCCAUUGCAUGUUAGUUAUGGAGGUCUAAUGGCACUAAAUCUAUGCCAUCCAUAAAAUGCAUUUAAUGUUUAAUAGGAUCAUUUAAGGUUAUUUAGAUUUCUGUAAUACUGUAUUUAGGUGUUUGUGGACUUCACGGUAACUUUAGUCAUAUUUUAUCACAACUGCAUCCCUUUGAGAGAAAGAAAGAAAGCAGUAUCUAACUUUUUUUGUUUUAUGGAAAUAAAAGUUUAAUUUCACGAUCAGUUAUAAGUCCAAGCAAAUGGCGCUUGUGUGUGUUUGACUGAGCAAAGGAAGCUGCAAAAAAGGCAGGACUAAUACAACCGACUUCACCUGUAGAGACACACAAGAACUUAUUCAGUUAGUAUUUAUUCAUUUUAUAGUCUUAAAAAUGGUAUAAAAUAAACCUAUAAAUAAAAGUUAAAAUAUUAAAUUAGAUAAUCACCAUCUUCAAGUACAGUAUAUACAUAUGUACAGAGAUGGGGGGAGGGGUAUAUUUGCUUGUUUACAGAACAUGACCAGCCUCUUUUCUGUUUUAGCUCUUACGUACUUUUAAAUAGCUGAAAGUGUUUUUCUCUGCAGAUAUAAAGGUUUCCAGUCA
Melanotaenia boesemani (Boeseman's rainbowfish) is the source of this 17910-nucleotide messenger RNA. RefSeq names its product ryanodine receptor 2a (cardiac) (gene ryr2a). Bases 74 to 14953 code for a protein of 4959 amino acids. NCBI's taxonomy places the organism in Eukaryota, Metazoa, Chordata, Actinopteri, Atheriniformes, Melanotaeniidae. The transcript has 115 exons. Gene Ontology annotation, molecular function: protein binding; calcium ion binding; ryanodine-sensitive calcium-release channel activity. The record is from RefSeq and is a predicted model, not a curated record. Gene Ontology annotation, biological process: calcium ion transmembrane transport; intracellular calcium ion homeostasis. Gene Ontology annotation, cellular component: smooth endoplasmic reticulum; calcium channel complex; Z disc.